UUUUCGUUCAAUUAAGAGUUUGAUUGAAUUGUUUAGUUCAAUAAAAAAAACUCUUAAUGAUAUGAUUGACCAAGGACCCGUGGAAUUGCAAGGAGAAGCUGUGGCUGUUCUUAAAGCUAUGAUGUCUUUUGAUUUUGUGUUCUGCUUGCUUCUAAUGCACAAAUUGAUGAAAAUUACUGAAGUUCUUUGUCAGACAUUGCAGCGAAAAUCUCUUGACUUCGUACAUGCUAUGAAGUUUGUUGAACAUACAAAAUCAUUUCUUCAAGAGAUGAGAGAAGAAGGCUGGGAUGACUUGGAUGGUACAGGUCGUCGUUGCCAACAAAGAGAUUUCAUUACAAUUGAGCAUCAUUACCAUAUAGAUGUCUUCAAUGCUUUAAUUGAUUUUCAGUUGAGUGAGUUGAAUAGAAGAUUCUCAGACCAAACAUCUGAACUUCUUAUACUUAGCUCAACCUUGGAUCCUCGUGAUAACUUCAGAAAUUUUAAAACUGAAGAUGCAUGCAAUCUUGUAAAGAAGUUUUAUCCUGAAGAUUUUGUUGAUAGUGAAAUGUUUGCUCUAGAAUUAGAGUGUGCAUUUUAUGAGAAAGAUAUGCGUAGUGAUCCAAAGUUCCAGAAUUUGGAAUCCAUUUCUGAUUUGUGCAGAAUGUUGGUUCAAACAAGGAAGUCAGAAUUUUUCCCUAUGCUUUAUAGAUUGAUUUGUCUAGUUCUGACUAUUCCUGUUUCUACGGCGACCACUGAAAGAGCAUUUUCAGCUAUGAACAUCAUUAAGAAUAGACUUAGAAACAAGAUGGAAGAUGAGUUUCUUGGUGAUUGUAUGGUCCUUCAUAUUGAGAAGGAAUAUGCUGAAUCUAUUGACAAUGAAUCGGUGAUCAAAGAGUUUGAAGCUUGUGGAACUCGUAGAGUUAGAUUUAGUUAG
Messenger RNA from Rosa chinensis, 913 nucleotides. RefSeq lists its product as uncharacterized. The record is from RefSeq and is a predicted model, not a curated record. Gene Ontology annotation, molecular function: protein dimerization activity. The transcript is spliced from 2 exons. Bases 62 to 913 code for a protein of 283 amino acids. Lineage: Eukaryota; Viridiplantae; Streptophyta; Magnoliopsida; Rosales; Rosaceae.